CCAAGCCCCUCCUGCUGGCCUAGCCAAACCCGACGCUUUCUGCUGCUGGCGUAUCCUCCACUUACUCUGUACUUCAGAGGUGGUCUUGAUGUUAGAAGCACCUCCCCAGAUAGCCCUUCCCGUUACCCUAAUCAGUGUCCGCUACGUGUAGGUUUUUUAUGUGUUUAGCGAAUUGCCUUGGUUUUUCGUAAUACUACGGGCAGCCAUGUCGGUGGAAGUCUUGCUGUUUUUUGGUUGCCUAGUCGUUGCUCCUUCUUUUGCCUAUUUCCCCGAGGAGCGCUGGAGCCCGGAGUCCCGCUUGUUGCAGCCUCGGGUCGUCAUUGCUUUGGUUGCCCGGAACGCUGCACCAUCGCUACCUUACGUCCUGGGCUGUAUUGAGCGACUGCGGUAUCCGAAAGAGAGGCUUGCGCUAUGGGUUGCAACUGACCACAACAUGGACAAUACAACAGCCAUACUAAGGGAGUGGCUGGUUAAUGUACAGAAUGAGUACCAUAAGGUUGAAUGGAGACCCAUGGAAGAGCCAAGAGCCUACCGUGAUGAGGAAGGCCCAAAAGACUGGACGAAUUCACGAUAUGAGUAUGUCAUGAAGCUGCGACAGGCUGCACUGACCUCUGCACGAGAAAUGUGGGCUGAUUAUGUCCUGUUUGUUGAUGCUGAUAAUCUUCUGACCGAACCAGACACACUCAAUUUACUUAUUGCUGAGAACAAGACUGUGGUUGCCCCAAUGAUGGAAUCUCGUGCAGCUUACUCCAAUUACUGGUGUGGAAUAUCAUCUCAGGGAUAUUACAAGCGGACCCCAGCUUAUAUGCCAAUUCGUAAGCGAGAUCGUAAAGGUUGCUUUCCUGUCCCGAUGGUACAUUCUACUUUCCUGAUUGAUCUACGUAAAGAAGCAUCUCAGGAUCUGGCCUUCUACCCACCACAUGCUGACUACACCUGGGCUUUUGAUGAUAUUAUUGUAUUUGCAUCCUCUUGCAGGGAAGCAGAUGUCCAGAUGUAUGUGUGCAACAAGGAGAUCUAUGGCUUCCUGCCAGUACCAUUGAGAUCACAUGCAACACUCCAAGACGAAGCCGAAAGCUUCCUGCAUGUUCUGCUGGAGGUGAUGGUGAAAUAUCCUCCACUGGAACCUUCAAGCUACAUCUCUGUUUCUCCCAAAUAUCCUGACAAGAUGGGAUUUGAUGAGGUGUUCAUGAUCAAUCUAAAACGACGGACUGAUCGGAGAGAGAGAAUGCUUCAAACAUUUUAUCAGCAAGAGAUAGCCUGUAAAAUUGUUGAUGCUGUGGAUGGGCGGGCCCUAAACAGCAGUCAGAUUGAAGCCAUGGGUAUUGACAUGUUGCCGGGAUACGAGGAUCCUUACCAUGGACGUCCAGUCACCAGAGGUGAAUUGGGCUGCUUUCUUAGCCACUAUAUAAUUUGGAAAGAGAUUGUGGACAGAGGUCUGAAGAAGUCUGUAGUAUUUGAAGACGACCUUCGUUUUGAGAUUUUCUUCAAGAGGCGUCUCAUGAGCUUGAUACAUGAAGUGGAAGAGGAGCAGCUUGACUGGGACCUGAUCUACAUUGGGAGGAAGAGAAUGCAGCUGGAGCACCCAGAGAAGGCGGUACCCGAUGUACGCAAUCUUGUUGAGGCCGACUAUUCCUAUUGGACACUGGGAUAUGUGAUCUCUCUGCAGGGUGCACAGAAGCUUCUAGAUGUUCAGCCUCUCUCCAAGAUUCUACCAGUAGAUGAAUUUUUACCAAUUAUGUUCAACAAACAUCCAAAAUCAGAAUAUAUGAAAUAUUUUGAAAAUCGGAAUUUAAAGGCCUUUUCAGCAGAGCCAUUGCUUGUGUAUCCAACCCAUUAUACUGGGGAUGCGGGAUAUAUCAGUGAUACAGAGACUUCCACGUUAUGGAAUGAUGAGUCCAAAACAACGGACUGGGACCGUGCCAAAUCCCAAAAAAUGAAAGAGCAGAUUGAACUGAGCAGUGAAGCCCAGAACUCUGAUGUAAUACAGUCACCUCUUGAUAGGACUGCCAGGGAUGAACUAUGAUUGGUCAUUUUGUUUAGGAGGACUAUCCACACUCUCGAGCGACUAAACUCAGGAAUGAAGCAAUGAUUCUGGUUUUACAGAUAACUGUUCUCACAAGAGGGACAUCUCUUUUUCGUUACUGUUGCUAACUUUGCAGUAGUCCUCUUUGUUGGAUUUCUCCAUUGUACUUCAAGGACAGGUGACUGUUGCAGGCUGCCCAGAGUGCUGAUCUGUGAACUUUUUGGACACCUCCAGUUAUGACAAUCCGCAUUUGUUUUGUAUGUUAUUUUUUUUCUUUUUCAUAAAAAAAUUCCUGCUGGGAGCUGCAUCA
Messenger RNA from Protopterus annectens (West African lungfish), 2333 nucleotides. RefSeq names its product collagen beta(1-O)galactosyltransferase 1 (gene COLGALT1). NCBI's taxonomy places the organism in Eukaryota, Metazoa, Chordata, Ceratodontiformes, Protopteridae. The coding region runs from base 206 to 2023 and encodes 605 amino acids. The record is from RefSeq and is a predicted model, not a curated record. Gene Ontology annotation, molecular function: procollagen galactosyltransferase activity. The transcript has 12 exons.